Messenger RNA from Polypterus senegalus (gray bichir), 1469 nucleotides. RefSeq names its product enoyl-CoA delta isomerase 2 (gene eci2). Lineage: Eukaryota; Metazoa; Chordata; Cladistia; Polypteriformes; Polypteridae. The record is from RefSeq and is a predicted model, not a curated record. Gene Ontology annotation, molecular function: fatty-acyl-CoA binding. Bases 71 to 1249 code for a protein of 392 amino acids. The transcript has 10 exons.
AGCGUGGAGCGUGCAGUGGGUCGAUUAAGACGCAUUUGCGAAUGAACUUUGUGCUAGUGACCUCACUGGAAUGGCUGCUUCCAUACGUUUAUUAAAGCACUGUUUUAUGGUCAAGACAGGCAGACACUUAAAGAAUUUACCCAUUGUUCAUUUACACAUCACCAGUACAAUGAAAAGAGCAUCUGAACAUGAUUUUAAUCUUGCAAAGGAACAACUGAAGACACUAAAGAAAGAUCCAGGAAAUGAAAUGAAACUUCAGAUAUAUGCACUUUUUAAACAGGCAACACAAGGUCCUUGUAAUGCCCCAAAACCUGGUAUGCUUGACUUUGUCAAUAAAGCAAAAUGGGAUGCCUGGAAUUCUCUUGGCGGGUUGCCUCAGGAGCAAGCAAGACAAAAAUAUGUUGAUCUUGUGUCAUCUUUGAUGUUGGCUGAAGCCCCAAAACAGACUUCAAACUCUGCUGUUGAUGGUACAUCAAAAUAUAUGAAAAUCCAGUUGACCACUGAAAACAACAUCACUACUAUUCGUUUAAACCGACCUAAUAAGAAAAAUGCCAUUACUGUUGAGAUGUACAUGGAGAUCAUGCAGGCGCUAAAAGAAGCUGCUGAAGAAGACUCUGUGUUAACUGUUCUGACAGGUAAUGGUGACUAUUACUGCAGUGGGAAUGACUUAAAUAAUUUUAUGAAUGUUUCUCCUGAUAACAUUAAACAGAUGGCUAAAGAUUCAGGAGAACUGCUUAGAAACUUUGUAAGUUCAUUCAUUGACUUUCCUAAACCAUUGAUUUCAUUGGUUAAUGGUCCUGCUGUUGGAGUGUCUGUCACUUUGCUUGGAUUGUUUGACAUUGUUUAUGCCACUGACAAGGCUACAUUUCACACCCCUUUUAGCCAGCUAGGACAGAGUCCAGAAGGAUGUUCAUCAUACAUUUUUCCAAAGAUAAUGGGUUCAGCAAAGGCAAAUGAAGUCCUUUUGUUUAACAAAAAGUUGACUGCUCAUGAAGCAUGUAACCUAGGAUUGGUCACAGAAGUCUUCCCUGACAGCACCUUUCAGAAGGAGGCAUGGGCCAGAGUCAAAGCUUAUGCAACUCUUCCAAAAAAUUCACUGGCUUAUUCAAAGCAGCUAAUCAGAGAAGUAGAGAAGGAAAAACUUCAUAAAGUGAAUACCCAAGAGUGUGAAAGACUGGUGGAAAGGUGGACUUCUGAUGAAUGUUUCAAUGCUAUCAUGAGCUUCUUUCAAAAUAAAGCUAAACUGUAAUUGGAAAAAUGUUUGUAACUGCUUUAUGCAGUGCUUUAUAUUACUAUGGAGAAAAUAUUGAUUGUAAAUAAUUAGGUGUUUUCAAUCAGAAGGAAGAACUAUAGCUAUUUCCCUUAAUGAUACACAUUUUUGUGCUUUAUGUGUCUUCUGAAUAACCUGACUAAUUAACAACUAUGAUAUAACUGAAUAAAAGUAGCCAUUAGGCUUUUGAUUACUGUUA